UAUUUAUUUAGCCCCUAGUCUGGCUGUUGGAGUCCCUGGAUGGUGUAGACGGUUAACACACUUAGCUGCUUACCAAAAGGUUGGAGGUUCAAGACACCUUGGAAGAAAGGCCUGGUGAUCCACUUCCGAAAAAUUAGCCAUUGAAAACCCUAUGGUUUUCUACUCUGACACACAUGGGGUCGCCAUGAGUCGGAAUCGGCUUGAUGGCAAUGGUACUGGUAAUGUGUUAGGCAUUGCCUCGAGAUGCUCCUUAGUUUAGCUGCAGAGAAGGGCAAGCAGAUUGGAAAUUACAGUAAAGUGCAAGAAGUGCUGUAAUUAAGAUAAACGAGGGCACUUGGAAAGUACAGAAUAGGAACAACCAACUCAAAUGGGGGUGGGAGGAUAGAGCUUCCUGAAAGAGGUGACAUCCAAACAGUGUCCCAAAGGCUGCGUAGGGAAAACUAAGGGUGGUCCAAACAAAGGGUCAGUGGAUAUUCUUAUGAAGCAGUGUGCCUGUGCUUGUCUGUGUAACUCAAUGUGAGUGUGUAUGAGUGUGUGUAUGUAUGUGUAUGUAUGUAUGCUGCCAAAUGGUCAAACAUGUGACCCACGAGAGGGGAAGAGGAAGAAAGAGAACGGGAGGGAAAGAAGGAGGAAUAGAGCCAGAAAAUGAGAGAAAGGGAGGGAGAAAAGAAAAAGAGGGGAGUUAUGGAGAAAGGUUGUCUAGAAUUGAAUGGAGCAAUCUGGGUCUCAUUCCUGGAAAACUCAAGGGACGGAUUCUUGGCAAGUUGACUCUUGGCACUUUCCCCACUCCUGGUCCUGUGCUCAGAUAUGAUAUGAGGAAAUGGAGGAGUUUCACCCCUGCCCUUCCUGAACUCACAGUUCUGCUGAGGAGAAGAGAUUAUGCACAGGGAGCAAUACUAAAUAUUGCAAAAGUCAGGGCAGAAAGAGAUCAAAGUGGGCUAAAAUAAAAGUCUUCCUGGAAGAGGUGCAUCUUGAGAGAGCAGUUCUGAGGCAAGGACUCUGCUGAAUGGACGGAGUCCUGCUUAGGUCUUGACUGGGCGUGUUGUGUGGGUCUGCCUCUCGUCUACCUCUCCGUGGCUGACCCUGUAGGUGUAAAUUCCAGAGCUCAGGAUGCUGUUACUGCGAGCUGUUCUGCUGCUACUAGCCCUGCCCAAUAAUGGUGAGAAUCUGGCGACCGAAGGGCCUGGGGUCCUGCUUUCCCCACCCAAGGAGCGCUGUGCAGGUUGGAUGGCAGGCAUCCCAGGGCAUCCUGGCCACAAUGGGACUCCAGGCCGUGAUGGCAGAGAUGGCACCCCUGGGGAGAAGGGUGAGAAAGGAGAUCCAGGUCUUAUUGGCCCUAAGGGUGACACUGGUGAGACUGGAGUGACUGGGGUUGAAGGUCCCCGGGGCUUCCCAGGAACCCCAGGUAGAAAAGGAGAGCCUGGAGAAGCUGCUUAUUCAUACCGCUCAGCAUUCAGCGUGGGAUUGGAAGCCCGGGUCACUGUCCCCAAUGUUCCCAUUCGCUUUACCAAGAUCUUCUACAAUCAGCAAAACCACUAUGAUGGCUCCACUGGCAAAUUCCACUGCAACAUCCCUGGGGUGUAUUUCUUCUCCUACCACAUCACAGUCUACAUGAAGGAUGUGAAGGUCAGCCUCUUCAAGAAGGACAAGGCUGUGCUCUUCACCUAUGACCAGUACCAGGAAAAAAACGUGGACCAGGCCUCUGGCUCUGUGCUACUGCAUCUGGAGGUGGGCGACCAAGUCUGGCUCCAGGUGUUUGCAGAUGGAGAACAGAAUAAUGGGCUCUAUGCUGAUAAUGUCAAUGACUCCACCUUCAUGGGCUUCCUUCUCUACCAUGACACCAACUGAUCACCAUUACCUCAGAGCCUCCACCAGACCAAACAACCCAAAAGUCAAUCAGAGGACAGCUAGCAGGUUUUCAGCGUAGGUAGAUUGAUUUUACUAUGUAGUCGUAGGGCUCUAAACAUUAUUCAUUCAUUUACUCAUUCAUUUAUGUACUCGUUCUUCAAGUACCUUUUUUUUUUUUUUUAAUCAUAUACUAUGUUUUCAGUCCUGAAGAAGACAUGAUCCUUGGUAUCAAGGAUCUUAUUAUGUAGUGGCAAUAAAAGGACUUGACGGCA
Molecule: messenger RNA, 2120 nt
Organism: Loxodonta africana (African savanna elephant)
Lineage: Eukaryota; Metazoa; Chordata; Mammalia; Proboscidea; Elephantidae
Gene: ADIPOQ
Product: adiponectin, C1Q and collagen domain containing
Exons: 2
Coding region: 1111-1848 (245 amino acids)
Molecular function (GO): protein binding
Source: RefSeq, a predicted model, not a curated record